AUGGACAACAUCUCCACCUUCUCCUCGUUCUCUCUCACAGCUUUUAAUGACUCCAGCACAUCCAGGAUUACUAUAUUCUCUUUUGCACUUCCAGGAUAUGUCUUGACUAUUUUUGUCAAUUCACUCUUAAUUUUGAUCAUUGUUCUGGAUAAAGUUCUCCACCAGCCAAUGUAUAUAUUUGUAUGUAAUUUAUGUAUAAAUGGAUUAUAUGGAGCCACAGGAUUUUAUCCACCCUUUUUAUAUUAUUUACUUAUCAAAACACAUGUUAUCUCUCUGGAAGAAUGUGUUAUCCAAAGUUUUGUCAUUUUCACGUAUGCACUCGGUGAGUUUACUAAUCUGAGUGUUAUGGCAUUUGAUAGGUAUUUAGCUAUAUGUAGACCGCUGUACUACCACACUGUUAUGACAUCUGUGACUGUUUGGAGACUGCUGACUUUCAUUUGGAUGUUUCCUUGCUUCACUGCAAUAUUGAUAAUAAUGAUGGCUCUCAGGUAUCCACUAUGCAUGAACCAGAUAGACAAACUGUACUGCGAGACCUGGAUUUUAGAAAGGCUUGCGUGUCAAGUCGAUACUGCUCAGUUUGUCAUUAGUGGAAUUUUUACAUGUGCUUUAAAUGUUCUGAUAUGGUUUGUGUUUUGUUCUUAUGUAAAAAUAAUCAUUGCUUGUAAGCACUCUGUGCAAAAUCACAAGAAGUUCAUGACCACCUGUCUUCCACAUUUGGUAGCUUUUUCAAAUUAUGUGUUGUGGUCACUUAUUAAUUCUCUAUAUGCUCGGUUUGGAAUUGACAACAUGUCUCAGGCUUUUAAAAACUUCCUGUCAGUUUCCUAUUUGGUUGUUCCUCCUUUGGUCAAUCCUUUAAUCUAUGGAGUAGUAUUAACUCCAAUUAGAAUGAAGGCAAAGUAUGUAUUCCGAAGAUUAAAGAUUAGAUAA
Molecule: messenger RNA, 927 nt
Organism: Triplophysa dalaica
Lineage: Eukaryota; Metazoa; Chordata; Actinopteri; Cypriniformes; Nemacheilidae
Product: olfactory receptor 2K2-like
Exons: 1
Coding region: 1-927 (308 amino acids)
Biological process (GO): G protein-coupled receptor signaling pathway
Cellular component (GO): membrane
Molecular function (GO): G protein-coupled receptor activity; olfactory receptor activity
Source: RefSeq, a predicted model, not a curated record